Messenger RNA from Eremothecium sinecaudum, 1203 nucleotides. Its product is annotated as HDL130Cp. The transcript has a single exon. Gene Ontology annotation, biological process: mitochondrial L-ornithine transmembrane transport. NCBI's taxonomy places the organism in Eukaryota, Fungi, Ascomycota, Saccharomycetes, Saccharomycetales, Saccharomycetaceae. Gene Ontology annotation, molecular function: L-ornithine transmembrane transporter activity. The record is from RefSeq and is a predicted model, not a curated record. Bases 1 to 1203 code for a protein of 400 amino acids.
AUGGAGACUUCAAGUGAUGAUGUUGAAAAUGAUAAACCUAGUGCUGUGCAUCGUAAAUCUUCAUCCUUGAUAGGUACUGUCACAGCCGCUGGUCGAUCUUUGGUGUAUCAGUUGACCACGUUUUAUUUGCGUUCACCCAUGAAACUCUUCAGACCAGUUCGUUAUGACUUUAAAGACUAUCUAAAGGUGAUGUUACAGGAGGACGAGAAGCCAUUGAAGGAAUUAACUGGCAGAAGCCGCUUCUGGAACCCUAAAUACACCUACUACCUGGAAAACUCGACUGUUGGUGUUCUUACAAAAGCUGUAAACAGAUAUGGUUGGAAGGUUGUACAUGAAAGGAUUAUACCUCCUAUUGUUUUGAAUUCUGCAGCGGGAAUUGUGCUGUAUACAACCUAUUUAGUGACUCUGGAACGGUUUACAGGCGGUAAGACUGAGACAGCUGCGGUACACAAUGUUGCAAUGGCGGGAUUUCUGGCAGGUACAGCCCAUGCGGUUACAUCUGCUCCGAUAGAUGCUAUUCACAUAAGAUCUAUGGCUAGCAAUGCAACGUCUGCAAAUAACCAUCCCAAGAACCUGUGGUUCUAUGGAAUUGAUAAAUUUAAAGAAAUUGGACUAACGAAAUGUUUUGGGGGAUUUGGCUUGUCAUUAGUGAAGGAAAGUAUCGGAUUUGCUGCAUAUUUCACUACAUUUGAGUGCUUUAAAGGUCAGGUAUGUGAUUGGUUCCUUGCUCGUCUGAAAAGACAUAGGCUAGAAAAGACCAAAGACGCGGAUAUUGUGAUUGGUAAUAGUGAGGUUCUUGGUCAGCGGGAGGUGAAUUGGAUUCAGCGUGCUUUUAUUUUCAUUGGCGGAGUUUCGGCUGCCUUUAUUUUGCAGGUUAUUCAGUUCCCACUGUUGAACUUACAAAAAAUGCAUGUAUCCAGACUUGAAACACUGGAUAUUCGACAGUGCUCCCCUAAUAAUAGUGCGGAACAGGCUGCACGUCUAUUACGGAAAGGUAAGAUGAGUAAGAGUUUAAGUUCUCUUUACUUAUAUUUUGACCUAUAUAGGGACACGUUACACCAGGUUAGAUCGUUCAACAAAAACGGUAAGAUUAUCCCCUCCCUGUACAAAGGAUUUACUAGAAAUACGCUAGCCGUUAUCCCUGGUACAACUGCAGGGCUCAUAUUACUCGAGUACAUGCGCCACACCUUGCAGGAUGAGUAA